UGAUUCCUAACCGAUAAAAUGGAUGGGGCAAAUAGGGAUGACAGAUCCACGUUCGUUGUUCACUUUCAUUAGUUUUCUCAUAUCUACUCAUUUAUCUUAACAGAAUAACAUUACCGAAUUUUAUUCUGCUUUAAUUCAAAAUGGUUGAGGAACAAGGAGUUCAGAUUCUUAAAAAAAGGACCUUCAGGACCUUUAAAUACCGUGGGUAUGAAUUGGAAAAGCUUUUGGAAAUGCCCAUUGAUAAGUUGACUGAAUUACUUCCUGCUAGACAACGCAGAAGAUUCAGCAGAGGGGUCAAAAGACAAUCAUUAACACUAUUAAAGAAGCUCAGAGCUGCAAAGAAAGAUCUUCCAUACGGACAAAAACCAGAACCUGUGAAGACCCAUUUGAGAAACAUGGUCGUGAUUCCAGAAAUGAUUGGAUCUAUCGUUGGGGUUCACAACGGAAAACAAUACAUAAACGUUGAAAUUAAACCAGAAAUGGUUGGAUACUAUUUGGGCGAAUUUUCAAUUACUUAUAAACCAGUUAGACAUGGUAAGCCUGGAAUUGGAGCCACUCACUCAUCCAGGUUCAUUCCUCUUAAAUAAUUUUUUCACGAUUUA
Molecule: messenger RNA, 602 nt
Organism: Theileria parva strain Muguga
Lineage: Eukaryota; Apicomplexa; Aconoidasida; Piroplasmida; Theileriidae
Gene: RPS15
Product: ribosomal protein S19
Exons: 3
Coding region: 141-587 (148 amino acids)
Biological process (GO): translation; ribosomal small subunit assembly
Cellular component (GO): cytosolic small ribosomal subunit; ribosome
Molecular function (GO): RNA binding; structural constituent of ribosome
Source: RefSeq, a predicted model, not a curated record